CAAGUAGUGACUUUUAUGAUCGACGAUGAUGAUGAUGAUGAUGCGAGGAAAUAGAAUCCUCAUGAAUAGAAUAGCUUGGAAACAAAACUUCUUUUCUUUUGGGUUGAAACAAAACUUUUCAAGUUUCUUGUGGUCGUUACCAAAUAACUCUACUAGAAAAGUUCUCCAGUCCACAAAUCUUUGGAAAUAUCGUCCUUGGACAACGAGUGCAAAUAGUACAACCACAGAAACCAAAGAAAAGGAUGGAAAGAAGCCUCAAGACUCAACACCUGAAACAACAACAGCACAAGAGACGACGGAAACAGAACAAUCAACUUCGAAGGAAACCGAUGAACGACAGCAAAAGAGUAGUGCAAAGGGUAUCAGUUUGGAUCCCGAAGAACUGGUACAACAAAUACAAGAACAAGAACAACAAAUAGUGAAAUUAAAAGACUUAUCGAUGCGUGCUUAUGCUGAAAUGGAAAACGUGCGGAAGAUUGCCCAAAGAGAUGUGGACAACGCCAGGAAAUAUAGUAUAGGAGCUUUCGCAAAAGACUUGUUAGAUGUUGCGGAUAACUUGGAAAGAGCACUGCAAAAUAUACCGGCUGAGAAACUGGACGCUGAAAAGGGAGAUGCCAUCGUCAUCAGUUUGUACGAAGGAGUAAAAGCUACUAAUGAUGUAUUACAGAAAGUAUUUCAGAGAUAUGGAAUCGAGAGAUAUGAUCCUAUGGGAGAGAAGUUUGAUCCCAAUCUUCAUCAAGCUAUGUUUGAAAUACCUGACAAGUCAAGUAGUGGUAUAGUAUUGGCAGUAGCAAAGACUGGAUAUAAAAUACAAGAUAGAAUAUUACGUCCAGCUGAAGUCGGUGUAAGUAAAGUCACCGAUGAAGCAUCAUCAUAAUAAUAAAAGUGUUGUUGAAAAU
This is a messenger RNA of Galdieria sulphuraria, 899 nucleotides long. Its product is annotated as molecular chaperone GrpE. The record is from RefSeq and is a predicted model, not a curated record. The coding region runs from base 26 to 877 and encodes 283 amino acids. Gene Ontology annotation, molecular function: protein-folding chaperone binding; adenyl-nucleotide exchange factor activity; protein homodimerization activity. Gene Ontology annotation, cellular component: PAM complex, Tim23 associated import motor. The transcript is spliced from 2 exons. Lineage: Eukaryota; Rhodophyta; Bangiophyceae; Galdieriales; Galdieriaceae. Gene Ontology annotation, biological process: protein folding; protein import into mitochondrial matrix.